GUGAAAACUAUCGUGUCUGCGAUUUACAUUUCGCCGACGAAAUGAAACUCCAGGCUUCAACAGGAAAAUUGCGAACUAACUUAAAGCCUAAUGCUUUUCCUAGCCUCCACUUAAGUAGUUCACAAUUUUUACAUGCAGAGACCUCGAACAUAAAUUUGAACAAAACUGCAUCAAAACGACCUGGAUCGCCUAUUGCUUCUACGAGUCGAAAGAUUAUGGCCAUAAAUAUCGAAGAAGAACAUAUUCGACCUGCGUUUCAAAUAGGCGGUCAAUUGAUUGAAGCGCUAUCUGGUGAACAGAGUGAGAACUAUAUCUCAAGUUUCCUUGGUGAUGAUAGAGAUGCCUAUCUAUAG
Molecule: messenger RNA, 353 nt
Organism: Chrysoperla carnea
Lineage: Eukaryota; Metazoa; Arthropoda; Insecta; Neuroptera; Chrysopidae
Exons: 4
Coding region: 42-353 (103 amino acids)
Source: RefSeq, a predicted model, not a curated record